Messenger RNA from Drosophila nasuta, 3723 nucleotides. RefSeq lists its product as uncharacterized. The coding region runs from base 422 to 3280 and encodes 952 amino acids. Lineage: Eukaryota; Metazoa; Arthropoda; Insecta; Diptera; Drosophilidae. Gene Ontology annotation, molecular function: diphthine-ammonia ligase activity. The transcript has 8 exons. The record is from RefSeq and is a predicted model, not a curated record. Gene Ontology annotation, biological process: protein histidyl modification to diphthamide.
UAUAACAUGUGAGAAACAUCGAUGCAUCGAUAGUGCCAUCGAUGUAUCUUCAUCUCUAGCUAGUGUGCGAAUUCCAAAAGUCGUGCACGUCCAGAACUGGUCGGUUGACAGCAACAACAUAAAAUAAUCAUAAUAAUAAUAAUAAUAAUAAUAAAGACAACUCAACUCGACAUCAAAAAUAGACAGCCGCCUCUGUGUUAAUAGAAGACACUACGUUCUUUAUACUUUAUACAGUAAACAAGUCUAGUCAACAAACAAACAGACCAAAUGAGCGCACAACACUUUUUCCUCCUCUUCUAGCUAAAAACGAGCAGCACAAACCAAACCAAAAAGAAAAAUAAAAUCAUAAAAAUUAAUAAAUCAAAUAAUACCAAAUUUGCUACACAAAUACCCAGACACACGCACGCACACUUAGUCCAAGAUGCGUGUGGUGGCAAUGGUAAGUGGCGGCAAGGAUAGCUGCUACAACAUGAUGCAGUGCGUCGCCGAGGGUCACGAAAUUGUCGCGUUAGCCAAUUUGCAUCCAAAGGAUCGAGAUGAGCUGGAUAGCUUCAUGUAUCAGACCGUUGGACACAUGGGCAUCGAGAUACUUGCCAACGCAAUGGGGCUGCCACUUUAUAGACGGGAGACCAAGGGCAAGAGCACACAGACAGGCAAACAAUAUGUGCCCACCGAUGAUGACGAAGUUGAGGAUCUCUACAGUCUGCUCGAGACGUGCAAGCACGAACUCAAUGUGGAAGCGGUAGCCGUUGGGGCCAUAUUGUCAGACUAUCAGCGGGUACGCGUGGAGAACGUGUGCAGUCGCCUCAACUUGAUAUCCUUGGCCUAUCUGUGGAGGAGAGAUCAGACUGAACUGCUGCAGGAGAUGAUCGACUGUCAGGUGCACGCCAUCAUCAUAAAGGUGGCUGCAUUGGGCUUGGUGCCCGAUCGCCAUUUGGGCAAAUCGCUGCGUGAGAUGCAGACGCAUCUGCUGAAGAUGCGCGACAAGUAUGGUUUGAAUGUGUGCGGCGAGGGCGGUGAAUAUGAGACAUUUACGCUCGACUGUCCGCUGUUCAAGCAACGGAUCGUUGUCGAGGACAUUCAGACGAUUAUUAGCAGUGCCGAUCCCAUUUGUCCCGUUGGCUAUAUUAAUUUCACGAAGCUAACGCUACAACCGAAGGAGCCAAAUGCCGGCGGUGAUGUGGUGUUUGUUAAGAAAUCCCUUGACUAUAUUAGCGAUCUCAACGAAUCGACGUACAGUGAUUUGAGUGAUCCGGAUUUCAGUGAAACGGAAUUGGAGCUAAUUGAGAAGGAGACGCGAUUGCGUGAAUCGUUGAGCCAGAAUGAGUUGAUAUCGCGCAGCAAUUCAUUUGGACGCCAUUUGGCCACAUCAUCGUCCUCGCCGAUACCCAUUGUAACGAAGAGCGCCAGCGUCGACGAGCCCAUACCGACGGCAGCGGGGGGCGGUAGCUGCAUCACUGGCAGCGCCUCACUGCUGCUGCUGGCCAAUGCGAAUCAAUCGACAUCGACAUCUGCAUUGGGCGGCGCCACAGCCACCGCUGCCACAAACAGUGGCGGUGGCAAUUGCAAUAGCAAUGCCAUUGGCCUUGGCCUUGGUAUCGGAAGCAAUGCAUUGCAGGCGAAUAGUUGCUGCGGCUUUGGCAGCUCACAUCCAUUGGGCAGCAGCACGGCCGCCGUAUGCGGCUCGCUGUCGCUGGCCAUCUCCUCGCUUGGGCUGAGCACGACGCAGUGCAACAAUAAUGCGGCGACGGCGACGAUGCCGCCGGGCCAAACACAGCCACCGAGUCCCAUGAAAUAUGAGCGAGAGUUUCGUCCACUCGCCAAUGAGCCGCGUGCGGCCAUCAAUGCCAAAGGCUGGAUGUGGCUGGCUGGCAUACAGGGCUGUGCUGCUACCAUGGAACUGGGCAUGCAACAGGCAUUGGACACGCUGCGUCAACUGUGCCACACUCAUGGCUAUGAGCUGUCGGAUCUGUGCUUCACCACACUCUAUGUGCGCUCCAUUGCCGAGUAUCCGGCACUGAAUAGCGUCUACUUGCAGGCGUUUAACUUUCACAACCCGCCGACACGUGUGUGCGUCGAGUGUCCGCUGCCAGACGAUUGUCAUGUGAUUAUGGAGGCCAUCGCAUAUCGGGCGCCGGCCACGCAUAGCGGCGAUGAUAGCGAGGAGACACAAACGCUGCUCAAUGGCCGACGCAAUACGAUGCAUGUCCAGGGCAUCUCACAUUGGGCGCCAGCCAAUAUUGGUCCAUAUAGUCAAUCCACGCGGAUUGGCGACAUCACGUACAUUUCGGGCCAAAUUGCGCUGGUGCCGGGCAGCAUGACAAUCAUCGAGGGCGGCAUUCGGCCGCAAUGCAAACUGACGUUGCGUCACAUCAGUCGCAUUGCCAAGGCAAUGAAUGCUCAGGGCCAGUUGCGUGAUGUUGUCCACGGCAUCUGCUUUGUCACCCAUCCGGCAUUCAUUGGCGAAGCGCGACGCCAGUGGGAGCGACGCACCACCAACGCCAUCAUGGACUACAUUGUGCUGCCCGCCCUGCCCCGCGACGCCCUCGUUGAGUGGCAAGUCUGGGCGCACACGCACAACGAUCGUUUCGACUAUGAGGAAACCGGCUGCUCGGUCAGUGAUUAUACGAUUUCGAUACGUCGUCGCUGGAACUACGAGAACAAUUGUGCGGCGAUUGUUUGCUACGUGGCCACCGGUCUGGCCUCCUCCACGACCCAGUUGACGCAGCUAAGCGACGAUGUGCUGAGCAAUCACUGUCGUCUUGCCCAAUGCCUGAGCGUCGAGAAUCUGGACGAGAUACUCACAUACAUUGUGAAUCGUCUGCUCAAGGAUUAUCCGAUAGCGAAACGACAACAACAACAACAACGUCCAUUGGAAGCGCCACGUGAUGUUGUCGCUGAUGGCGAGCAGACAUCAACAACAGCAACAACAACUACUACAACAACAGCAACAACUGCCAUGCCCACAGAGGCAACAUCAAUGCCACAACAACAACAACAGUUGCCACCCGGAGGCGCUGGCGAUCAGCAGCCAUCGUCGUUAGGGGGCGGAGAGGCGGCAACAAACGCGACGGCAGCGAACAGCAAAUUGCCAGCGAUUCACUUGAAACUGUUCUAUCAGGUGAAUGCGGCACCGCCAACGGAUCUGCUGUUGCAGGCGUUGCAUGACUUCAGGCACAAGUGCCACGAGAUGGCGUCCAUUGUGUACACGGUGCUGCCGGCGUGCAGUCUGCACAACUUUAGUACGUUCCUGUCCAUAUGUGGAGUGCGGCACGAGUAAGGAGGGAGGAAAGAGAUAGACGGAGGCAGAGAGAGAGAGUGUGAAAUGGAGUGAAGAGUGGAGAGAGGAGAGAGCAUGGGCAACUGGAUGGAGCUAAAACGUCCAAAGUUUCAAUUUUGAAACAAAAACACCAAUACACAUAGAACACACACAUAUACACACACACACACGCACACUACUUUAAACUAAGAAUGCAGGCUGCAAGACGCCCAUUUGUUGAUAUUGUUAACUAGCAUCUGUAUCUAUUAACUAUAUACAUAUAUUUACUAUAACUAUUUACAAAACAAACAAAGAAAAAAAACAGCCACAAAUUGUUUCGGACCAACAACAACAACUAGAAAACGCAAACAAAUUGAUGCAUGGCAACUCGAAAGUGUUUCAAAAUUUAAUCAUAAUAAAAAUAUACAAAGAAAAAUGGGGAAAACAACAAAACUAAACCAAAA